GUCACACGCCAGCGGACUGAGGGAGGGAGGCAGGAGCAUGGCUGGCAGGUCCCUGCGGGCGGCCCGGCAUCACCUUAGCCCGCUGCUCUCGUUGGGCGCUCAGCGGCCCAGCAGAGAUUGCCUGUGUGUCUUCAGCACUGCGGCUCAGCAGAGGAGUACGGGAGAUGAGUGUGGACCAGAGGAUCCCCGCGAUGAGCCGAGACAUCCCCUUUCUGAGCGAACUAUAGAGCUCAAAGCCAGCAAACUGGAAGAACAAGUCUGUGAUUUAACUGAGCGAUACCGGAAAGCCUUGGCGGAUUCGGAAAAUGUCCGGAGGAGAACACAGAAGUUUGUAGAAGAUGCCAAGCUGUUUGGGAUCCAGAGUUUCUGCAAGGACCUGGUGGAGGUAGCUGAUAUCUUGGAGAAGACUACGGAGAGCGCUGCAAGAGAAGCAGAGCCUAGUGACCCAAAACCAACCCUCAAGAAGAUCUAUGAAGGCCUCUCCCUCAUAGAGGCCAAGUUGCAAAGUGUAUUUGCCAAGCAUGGCCUUCAGAAGAUGAACCCCGUCGGUGGCAAAUAUGAUCCAUACGACCAUGAAAUAGUCUGCCAUGUGCCAGCAGAGGGAAUGCAGCCGGGCACAGUGGCACUAGUGACUCAGGAUGGCUAUAAACUCCACGGCCGCACUAUCAGACACGCACAUGUUGGUGUGGCAGUAGAGUCGCAGGAGUGAUGUGGUGGGUGCACCCAUUGGGAUCUGGGACCUUAAUGAGCUGAGGACUCGGUCACACAGUGGCGAUAGCAGCUGCAUGUCUUUUCUUUAUUUAUUAAGCUAGGUUUGUAUUGUACAUUGGCUUCUUCACAACAUGUGCAGUAAUCUUGGCUUUAAUUCCAAGAGGCUCAAUUAUUUAAUGUUACUUUUCUGAGUGUGUAAUACUGGGAACCCUGCUAUUUAAGCAUGUGGCACUGCUACCCCCUUCUCUGUUGGAUUCAGGUCUCUAUUAAAACUUGCACUGGGGGAAGAGGGAGUUGGGGAGAGAGACUCUGAGAGCCAGGAAUUUUCUGCCUUUUGAUCCCAGCUCUGACAUACUCUUUCUGUGGCUUUCGGCAAGUCACUUAGCCACUCUGCCUCAGUUUCCCUAUAUGUAAAAUAGGGAUAUAAUAAUACUUACUAACCACCUCACCAGGGUGUUGUGAGGUUUAAAUAAUAUUUGAGAUGCACCUUAGAGAUGAAGAGCUCUAGCUAAGUGCAAAGUAUUAUUAUGAGACUCUUGUGUGGUCUUUUUUUUUUUUUCCUGUUUUCCUUAGGCAGAAGGAGCUGUGAAAGCAUCUGCCAUUUUCAGCCAGACUCUUCUGGUCUCUCUUCAGAAAGCAAUUCUGAAUUAACAAAGCCUUAAUUAUCUGUGAUUUGAGUAUGGAUGAGGUUUAAAAAAAAAAAAUAAUAAUAAUCAGCUGAAACGUGAUCAGAUUAAAGUUUGCUCUCCAGCUAAGACUUCAGACCUGCAGAGCCGUCCUUAGGGGACAGCGAACCAGGGCAACCACUACCGGCCCUGCACUUUGGGGGACCAUGUGGGCUGGCGUGAUUGGGCGGCGGGUGAACCACUGGCUGGGGGAGGGAGAGCCCUCCACCCAAGGGAGAGCCACACUUGGCUGUUUGGGGAGGCACAGCCUCCCCUACCCGCUCCCAGCGUGGUUGGUCCCGGAAGUGAUGUCACUUCUGCCCCAGUCCCCGCACCUCCCUAGGGACGGCCCUGCAGACCUAUCCGCUUCUCACUAAAGUUAAACAGUGGGAGUGACAUGAGGCGCAGGGGAAGCAGGAGCUAUUCUCAAGUCUCAGCCACCGAGCAAAGAUCUAGGCCUGUUCUCCAAACAAGAAGUAUUUUUAAGAGAAGGAAAAUCUAUCUCUAGAUCAUUUGUGCCGCAGCUUUCAAGCAUCAGAAACGGUUUACUCUUUACUAGCCCCGAAAAGGGAAUUAUGAUCUCUUAUUUUGUCAAGCCACCAGCUAACUGAUACACAAUUAACACCGAUGACUUUCCCAACCCUAAUUCAGAGCCUAUUUCUGCCUGGCUGUGGAUAGACAUCAAAUUUAGGCUUUAUUUCAUUUUUUAGAUGGAAGGAGAGAAGUCUUAGCAAAAGCUCCAAGUGUCCUUGAAUCAGCUGCAGCAGCAAUUAUGAGCAAGUGAAGAGAAGCAAGGAUCCAAAUGCCCGUCGAGAUUGGGAGCUGGCCUGAAGGGUUCUAGCUCAAGGCAGUCUGGCUGGUGCAGCCUGGCGAAAGAUCAUAGGGCAUGUGUAUCUCUGUUGCUGAACAUGUGUGAUGCCUUCAGCUAAACGGAAAGGGUGGGUAGACUCCUCAUCCCCAGCGUUACUGACUUACUAGAAGCUAAUGUCUAUCUCUGAGCUAAAUGGGAAUCCAACCCUCAUUUAAUGAACAGCAGGAGAAAUAAUGGAAGAGAAGGCCCCAAGCUAUCGGCUGCAUUAUAAAAGGCAAGGAGGGUGAACAGUUGUACUUUCAGGCGGUUCUUUCAGGAGUUCUUGCCUUCUCACUUGCUAUCAAACCUAUGGUCCUGCAGGUGGUUGGGCUCUGCUUCCAAAGACUUUUGUCUAGUGGGGGUGCCAGUUCUGUCUCAGAGGAGGUAUUCCUUUUCAUUCCUUUGCAGACGUGAGAUGCUGAAAAAGUCAGGAGAGGUACCCAUAGUCUUAUUGUGAUGGACCUCAAAAUUACAACCUCCCUCAAUUAGCAGCUACAAAUUAAGCCUUUCUUGGAAGAUUCCAUAAACGUAGAACAUUCAUCUGAGUGAGUUUCAUUCGAAGACAGACAUGUCUCUUCUCAUAUGAUUAGUGCAAAACUGCCUCUUAAUGACAACGGUACCCAUAGUUCCCUUGGGGGUGAUUCAGCAUUCCCAUUCUUCAUUACAAAACAUUUCUUAGCAUGUGUAUAUGCCUCUGACCAUUUUGGAUGUUGAGGUGGGUGUUGAGGCAGGUACUUGAGAUCUCAGCCCUGGAAAUCAGAACUUCAUGGCAAUAUUGGAUCAGUUCUAGCAAACAUCCACUUAAGUUUCUUUAUCUGUGUAACUUCUACAAUACUGGCGUACCUUGCAGGGCUGUUGUGAGGAUUAAUUUAAGGUGUACAAAGUGCUCUGAGUUCCUUUGACUAAAGGUGCUAGAAAGAGGCAUGGUAUUACUAUUAUUCUUCCUAGGUUUCUGCUUCACUUAGGCUAACUUUGGUCCUGUUGUGUAUCUGUCUGUCUGUGUGUGUCUGUCUGUCUGUCUCUCUCUCUCUCUCUCUCAUAUGUGGCCGAGGUUGUUUAUGGUUAGGUUGAAUUUCUUCUGUGGAGAUUCCAGUCCCCUUACUGUCUUCCAUGGUUUGCAUAAAGCUUGCACGCUAAACACGGGGCCAGAUUUCUCUUUGGUGUAACUCUUUUGCACUUCAGGGAGUUACAUCAUGGAGGAAUUGGGUCCUUUGGCUUUUUCUUCCCAGUCAUUGUAUGAUGGCCUGAACUGAACACAGAAGUGUAUUAGAAGGGAAGGUUUGGCGGAGGAGGGAAAAUGUCACAAAAACACUAAUCAUUUCCACUUUAAUACACCCAGGAACCUUGGAACUUGAGCACUUAAUGUAGAUGACUGGAUAACAAAUAUGUGUUCAGCUGGAGUCAUGGGAUAAGAUAGGAUGCAAAGGGUAGAAAUAAACGGUCAGUUUUCACAGUCGAGAGAGGUAAAUAAUGGGGUCCCCCAAGGAUCUGUACUGGGAGUAGUGCUGUACAACAUAAUCAUAAAUGAUCUGGAAAAAGGUAAACAGUGCGGUGGCAGAGUUUGUAAACAACACAACACAAAAUUACUCAAGAUAGUUAAGUCCAAAGCUGACUAUGAAGAGUUACAAAGAGAUCUCACAAAACUGGGUGACUGGGCAACAAAAUGGCAGAUGAAAUUCAAUGAUAAAUGCAAAGUAAUGCACAUUGGAAAACGUAAUCCCAACUAUACAUACAAAAUUAGCUAUUACCACUCUAGAAAGAGAUCAUGGACUCAUCAUGAAUAGCUCUCUGAAAACAUCUGCUCAAUAUGCAGCAGCAGUCAAAAGCUAACAAUGUUAGGAACCAUUAGAAAAGGGAUAGGUAAUAAGAAAAUAUCCUAAUGCCUCACUAUCAUCCAUGGUAAACCCACACCUUGUAUACUGUGUGCAGUUGUGGUAGCCCCAUUUCAAAAAAGGUAUAUUAGAAUUGGGAAAAGCACAGAGAAGGCAACAGUGAUUUAGGGGCAUGGAACAGCUUCUAUAAGAGGAGAGAUUAAAAAACUGGGACUGUUCAGCUUGGGAAAGAGACUAAGGGGUGAUAUGAUAGAGGUUUGUGAAAUCAUGAAUGGUGUGGAGAAAGUGAACAGGAGAGUAUUAUUUUCCCCUUCACAUAACACACGAACCAGGGGUCACGCAAUGAAAUUGAUAGGCAGCAGGUUUAAAACACAUAAGGAAGUACAUCACACAUUGUACAGUCAACCUGUGGAACUCAUUGCCAGGGGAUGUUGUGAUGACCAAAAUAAGUUCCUGGAGGAUAGGUCCAUCAAUGGCCAUUAGCCAAGAUGGUCAGGGAGGCAACCUGAUACUCUGGAUGUCCCUAAACCUCUGACUGCCCUAAGCUGGAACAGGACGACAGAGGAUGGAUCACUCGAAAAAUUGCCCUGUUCUGUUCACUGCCUCUGAAGCAUCUGCCAUUGGCCACUGUCAGAGCACAGGAUACUGGGCUAGGUAGACCACUGGUCUGACCCCGUAUGGCCGUUAUGUGGUGUUGGUCAGUAGAAAUGGCUCUCUGCUCUUGGACUCUGACAACCCUCCUUUGUUAGUAUUCACCUUACUUCAUGACCUUAGUAGAUCUUAUCAGUGGGGCACAUUUGGGUUGAAUUCUUCCACGAGGCUCCCGGUGGCACAAUCAUCCAAGUUUGGCAGCCUGUCUGUAUGCAGUGCAAAAUGUGAAUGUUGCUAUGUAGACCUCAAAUUCUCAAUGCUUCAUUAACAGAUUCUGUUGAAACAGCUGUGAUAAAUCAAUUGCUAUUAGCACUCUGAUUUUAAAAAAUAUUUAAGUUUUUAUAUUUUAGUAUUUUUUUUAUUUUAAAGCACAACGUAUUUUGGUAUCACUUUUGCUGAGUCAAAUGAACAAAGAAUUGCUGAUCUCCAAAAAGUUACAUCCUUGUAGUUGGUAGGAAACCUUCUGUAUGUUUUUUUUUUUUUUUCAUAUGUUUCUAUGCUUUUAUUUACCCAAAGGUUCUAGUGUAUGAAAGGGAAAUUCAUAUGGAAGUGUGGGGAAUGGUGCUGAUGAUUGAUGACAGAGAUUUGAGUUAAUGUUGGAAUUUGCUGAUUUCUUCUAGAUGUCUGGAUACUGUGUGCAUUAAUAAAAACGGUUUUUUUCAGGA
Malaclemys terrapin pileata is the source of this 5374-nucleotide messenger RNA. It is a transcript of the gene GRPEL2, whose product is annotated as GrpE like 2, mitochondrial. Bases 38 to 709 code for a protein of 223 amino acids. Gene Ontology annotation, molecular function: protein homodimerization activity; protein-folding chaperone binding; adenyl-nucleotide exchange factor activity. Gene Ontology annotation, biological process: protein folding; protein import into mitochondrial matrix. NCBI's taxonomy places the organism in Eukaryota, Metazoa, Chordata, Testudines, Emydidae. The record is from RefSeq and is a predicted model, not a curated record. Gene Ontology annotation, cellular component: PAM complex, Tim23 associated import motor. The transcript has 4 exons.